CACGAAAACCAAACCAGUCGAUUUCCUUCUUUCAAUCCUGCUACAACUCGCGAUGCACUCCAUAGCAACCGCCCUCUUGCUCACCGCAGUCGCAGCAGGAAGCGUCAUCCCAGCUCGACCCCACCAACAGCAACAACCCAUCCUCGGGAACACCAACAACGCACAUGACGACCAAAUACCCGGAAACGCAUCCUUCAUGCAUUGCAAGACCGCCGAAAUACGCGACAAUAACAUCUUCCAUAUAUCAAGACUGGACGCAUAUCCUUCGCCUUCAGACAUUCUACCCGGAGACACGAUAACGCUUACGCUUACCGGGAGAUUCACAGACGGUGUUCCACGUAGAUCUCUCGUCGCGACAUUCCACACCUUCGGCGGCGACGGUAGCGACAUCUGCGACAGUGUUACGCCGGUCGUAGAGCAAGAGGGCGAGGUAGUAUUGCAGAUGAAAGAUCGAAUUCCGUGGGGGACGCCGGUUGGACAUUACGCUCUCGGGCACCUUGCAGCGACACCGAGAUGGAACGAUACGUUUUGCGUGGUUGGGGAGAUUUUCGUGGGCGGGGAGCUGGAUGGAAGUCCCUAAGGGACCUGGAAUGAGUAUGAGUUAUUGAGUCGAAGGUUGCAACAGGCAGUUAGCUUCGGCUACGUCGAUCUUGCAGGUCGAGAAGUUGCGCCUCAGAAAGCAGGCGGCAAAGCAUGUAUAACAAGAUGAUUAUGGGAUGAAGCGAAUGAAUUCUAUUCCACGCCGCAUCAAGCGGAUCGUGGUUGAUGGAAGUGUCGGUAUAAACCAGUAUUAAAUACAAGAAAUUCAAAACCCAUGGUA
Trematosphaeria pertusa is the source of this 820-nucleotide messenger RNA. RefSeq lists its product as uncharacterized. The coding region runs from base 53 to 580 and encodes 175 amino acids. The transcript is spliced from 2 exons. The record is from RefSeq and is a predicted model, not a curated record. Lineage: Eukaryota; Fungi; Ascomycota; Dothideomycetes; Pleosporales; Trematosphaeriaceae.